This is a messenger RNA of Gongylonema pulchrum, 747 nucleotides long. The record is from the annotation of a GenBank genome assembly. NCBI's taxonomy places the organism in Eukaryota, Metazoa, Nematoda, Chromadorea, Rhabditida, Gongylonematidae.
AUGCUAAAUUCGCGCGGACGUGUCGUCGAAGAUCUCAUUUUGCACAGGCAAUCCGAUGACAAAAUACUCAUCGAAAGUGAUCGGAACAAUCAACCAAAGUUACGAAAAUUGCUGGAAAUGUACAAAAUGCACAAAGAUGUGGCAAUUGAAAAAACAGACUAUUCGGUUUACCAUGCAGACGGUGACGCCGGCAUCGCUGGUUUCCCGGAUCCGCGGCUUUCAGAAGGUGUACAUGCGCAUGAGGAGGCGUAUGAAGAGAGGCGAUUUGAUUUUGGUAUUCCGGAAGGGCCGAAUGAAUUAGCUGGUGAGCUUCCGCUAUUCGUGAACGCGGACAUCAUGAACGGCAUCAGAAAAUUCCAUCAUAUGUGGGGUCACGAAAAAUUUGUUUUAUCAUUGCCCAGAGGCUUGACUGUGCGUGAAAUCGGUCAUGUAAAAUUGCGAUUUAGUGCUGACAAAGGAUGCUAUUUGGGACAGGAAUUGACAGCUCGAGCACUCAGCGCACCAGAAGUACGGAAGCGACUUUUGCCGUUUACUUGUUCCGGUGCAGUUAGCGGCAAGCUGGUAAGCAGUGAAGGACGACGGGAAGGGAAAAUAGUUGCGUGUAAUGGAAGGAAAGGCUUAGCUAUGGUGCCUUAUUCACCAGAUUUUAUUCAGAAACAGUUUAGAACGGAAGAGGAUGAAAUAGACGUGUUUUUGCCUUCGUGGUGGCCCGGUACCUUCGCUUCUCAAAAGCAGGAAGCUGAAUGA